AUGUCGGUAAAAAACAAAAUGCACGUGAACCAACUGAACAAAACACUAUUUAGGGAAAAUUACAAAACUGAAAGAAACAUUAAGGAGGAUAUUGAAUUGAUGGAAACCAUCGAAAACUUGAGUGACGAUAUAAUGUUGAACAACGACUCUUUUGAGAGCAACGCAUACAUAAAGUCGUCCACGAAAAAUGUUAAUGACAAGGGGAAUGAGAAAACUAAAAAUGACACUAAUUUGAAGAACUUGAAAAAAAAAAAUGGGACUACUAAUAACAACUACGGCGGAGGAGGCAGUGCCGGUACCAACGGUAGCAACAAGAGCGGCACCAUAAGUAACAACAACAACAGUGGCAACAAAAAUGAACAGAAGUUUUUUGCAAACAUUCCACAAAUAUACGAAACGCAUGACUCCAGUGCCAAGGAGGAACUACACUCUGAUCACAACAAUGAGGAAGACGGCGUGAUGUAUAUCCUUUCCAAUGUCAUGGCUGUGUUAUACAUAAUCGUAGCGAUAGUGACCAUCCUGCACCUCCACCUGGACGAGGACCACGCAAUCAUCAAGGCCAUCAGCGCGUUGAAGCUCCGAUUUGUUGCCCUGAUGAAAGACGUUCCGGCUUUCAAAAACUUAAUGAUCACCGUGGCGCUAAUCAAUGUGAAAAUUAACACCCUUCUGGAGGAAGGGAUGACCAAGUGGAACAUCUUCAAGCCAUACAUAGAAGCGCUGAAACCAUUGAACACAGAAUUCACAGUUUUGUUCACCAUUUUAAUCCUCAUGUUUUUCACGGCCAUUUCCAUUUUGAGCAUAAUACACGGAAUUGUAAACAUGAAAAAUGACAAAAUUCUGAUGGAAAAAGGGAGUACUAUUUUUGUGACCAACAAAAUGACGAUGGAGGAGUUCGAAGAUAAGUCCUUCACGUAUAGUGAACUAGCCAAACUUCAUAGCGACAAGGAUUAUAUUUGUUUAAAAAAUAAAAGAGCAGGUGAAGGUAUUGAGUCGUGGAACUGGCAAGUGAGGAAAAUGAAAAACGGAAAUAAUGACAAGGAUAUAUGCAGUGACAUUGAACUUUCAGACGGGGAAAAAAACUGA
This is a messenger RNA of Plasmodium coatneyi, 1083 nucleotides long. RefSeq lists its product as uncharacterized. NCBI's taxonomy places the organism in Eukaryota, Apicomplexa, Aconoidasida, Haemosporida, Plasmodiidae. The record is from RefSeq and is a predicted model, not a curated record. Bases 1 to 1083 code for a protein of 360 amino acids. The transcript is spliced from 3 exons.